Messenger RNA from Siniperca chuatsi (mandarin fish), 4809 nucleotides. It is a transcript of the gene epor, whose product is annotated as erythropoietin receptor. The record is from RefSeq and is a predicted model, not a curated record. Lineage: Eukaryota; Metazoa; Chordata; Actinopteri; Centrarchiformes; Sinipercidae. The coding region runs from base 98 to 1927 and encodes 609 amino acids. Gene Ontology annotation, biological process: hemopoiesis; cytokine-mediated signaling pathway; positive regulation of cell population proliferation. Gene Ontology annotation, cellular component: external side of plasma membrane. The transcript has 9 exons. Gene Ontology annotation, molecular function: protein binding; cytokine receptor activity.
CCCCACCUCUCCUUCACUGGCUUUGGGAGAAAGUAAACAGCUCGGCUCUACACACCUUAUCGCUCACAAGCAGGCGCGUAACCGCGUUGCGCUAUCCAUGGUAUCUAAACAAAAACAAGCCUCCCCCAGGCGAGAGCUGCGGCACACACAAUUGUGGCAGGUUGUUCUCCAGUUAUGCAGGCGGACAACAGAAGGUCAAAGUCUUUCUGUUCACAGAGUAGACAAAAGGAUGACAUAUCAUCACCGGAGCCGAUUGUUGACACUUUACGUGAUAUUCUGUGCCAUGCGAACAGCUUCCAUCGUCCAGGGCACAAGAGAUUUCGAAAAAAAAGUAUCUAUGAUGCUGAAAGUGGAGCCAGAAAACCCCAAGUGCUUUGCUGAAGGCAGGAAGGACUUCACGUGCCUCUGGGAGGAAGAUGAGGAAAGGGCUGGCUCUGUGGAUCAGUACUCCUUCACAUACACCUACCAAAAUGAAAACAGCAGCAAGUGCCCGCUGAGAGUCCUCCCUGCAGCAGGUGGGAAGAGGCUGUUCAUCUGCCAUCUGAACCGAACCCAGAUGUUUGUCCAAAUGGAUAUACAAGUUCAUCGAGAGGGAAUACUGAUCCACAAUCGCAGCCUUCUCAUCGAGCUUCUCUCUACAGCAACUAUUCCAAAGAAAAAAGCUCUAAAAACCGACUGUACACCACCUGCUCAGCACCAAAAUGUUCUUCUGGACCCUCCGGCCAACGUGACAGUGAGCAGCACGGGUCAACAAGGCCAGCUGAAGGUCAGCUGGAUGCCUCCCCUUCUCAAAUACAUGGAUGACAGCAUGAUGUACGAGGUCAGCUACACUAUGGCGGACAGCCACGUGGGGCAGGUAGUAGUGGCACGAGCCAGCUCAGAGUUGAUCCUGAGAGGCUUGCAGCCAGGUACAAAGCACAAGGUGCGAGUCCGUGUAAAGCUGGAUGGGAUUAGCUACAACGGCUAUUGGAGUGCCUGGAGUGACCCGGUGUUCAUGGAAACACUGCCUGCAGAACUCGACCUACUCAUCGUGUCCCUGACUCUCAUCAUGGCUUUCAUCCUCAUUGUGCUGUCUCUCGCUAUGCUCCUGUCCCAUUGCAGGUUUCUUACAAAGAAGAUUUGGCCAACUAUUCCAACUCCUGACAGGAAGUUCCAAGGCCUUUUUAAUGUUCAUGGUGGGGACUUUCAGGAGUGGUUAGGGCAGACCAACGGAGGCUUAUGGUUGACUUCAGCUUUCUUCAACUCAGAAGAAUGCCCAUCUCCUCUGGAAGUCCUGUCAGAGCUCAGCUUUUGCCCCUCAUUGCCUUACCCGCCUUUGCCACCCAAGACCUCUAGAGCUUUGACCACAGGCAGAAAGGACAAGGAUGUAAAGGAAAGGCUAGAUGAGAGAGAGCCAUUGGAAAGGGGUGAUUCAGCUCUGACACAGGGAUGUAGAGCCACACCACAUGACCGCUGGCUGAUGGAUCGCUUACAGGCGCUCCACCAAAACCCCGUUUCCUGCUCCCAGUCCUCUCUGCUGGAGUCUCAAGACACCUACGUCACCCUCAGUGCCUGCAACCACAGAGUAGACGAACACCUGGAUGACAUUCUCGAGGAGGCCUUACCCCUUGAGGUGCUUUUUGCGUCCAGAAAGACAGUGUUGUGUGAAUCUCACUCUGACCUGGGAUCCAUGCAGCAGAGCUCCGGGUCGGGUCGCCUUUCGUCACAGUCCAGCUUUGAGUACCCAAACAAUGCCUGGAUGUCCAAAGGCCCUGGGUAUACCUACAUGGCAGUGGCAGACUCUGGGGUCUCUAUGGACUACAGCCCCAUGAGCAGAGUAGACGACAUUGGAAAAGUGGUUAUCUACGCCAAUGAGUACAAGAAUGAUAUCCCUGCUCAUAUGAGACCCUUCCUGUUAAGGCAGCACCCUGUCCAUGAUGACGGCUGAGAAGGCGCUAAACUGGGCAGGCUGCCUUGAAGCAGGCUCAAUGAAGGGUAUUUGGAUAUUCACCUAAAGCUACAUAGCCUUUCUUCAACUGUUAAGAAAGGUGUACCAAGGAUUUGGGAGCUGACUGAUACCGAAGUGUAAGCUAAAGGACUCAGGAAGAAGAGUCCACUGGAUGUACAUACAUCAUUUCUACUUCAUCCAAAUCAUCCCUGAUCUGUACAGGACAAUACCUAUUACAUGGAAAUGGGUUAUACUAAAUACAUUCAAUGCAAAGGUCUGCAUGCUGAUCUGUAAGUAUCCUAUCUUGUAGAUCAGAUCAGGAUUUUUUUUAUAAUUCACGAAAAUUCAAGUUGAGUGUUUCCAUGGUGAUGUAUUCAUAUUUGAGCUAAGUGUUAUUUCUAAGCUUAAAUGACAGAAUGGCUGUUAUGUUAAAAUAGAAAGUAGACAUCCUUAAAUGGAAGGCUGUGAACAAUACAGGCCAAUACUCUUUCUCUGAUAUGUCGUAAAGGAUAGGGCUGGUGGUCUAUAUAUUUUGUAUUGUCAACAAAUUCCAUAAAAAAACCCCAACAAUGAACUGACCACUCAACAAGUGCUGCCUGUGUAAACAAAGCCUGAUAUAGCUUAUUCUUCUGUGACAUACUGUAGACCUCCAUUUUUGUCUACAGCCAUGCCAGCUCUGUGAGGCUGUACUUAUCCUGCGUUCCUGAGUUAUCGUAAUUAUGAGUUUCUGACUUGUAAAUAGCAUUCACGUCAACUUCCAUGUUGUAAUUUAUGACUGGGAAACUCAAAUUUUUCUGAAAGCUCUGAUAUAUCUGACUUUGUACCUACUAAUACGGAAGUGCCUGAAAACCAAAUACGGAUGCCUUACAUCAACCAAAGACCGUCAUUAAGUGUAAUUACACCCAAAUUGAAUGGAUAUGGCGUUAUAUUGCAUUAUUGUAAUCCUCACACUUUCAACUCUAAUGACGUCAACGCUUGCAAAUUGUUAACAUGGGAAUCUUUCCCAUUUCUACCAUCCAUCCCAUAUGACUUGAACACGGCAUUAGGCACAGCAGUGCUUUUUGUUAAAUGCUAAUGUCAACAUUCUAACAUGCCCACAGUGGCAAUGCUAUCAUGCUGAUGUUUUGCAGGUAUAUUUACCAUGUUCACCAUCUUAGAUUUUACCAUAGUUUACAGUGUUAGCAUGCUAACAUUUUCUAAUUAGCACUAAAUGCAAAGCACAGCUGAGGCAGAUGAGAAUGUACUGGACAAAUUUAGAUGAUGGUGGUAGAUGAAACACUUCAUUCUCUGGGGACCAUAGAUGUUCGUACAAAAUGUCAUGGCAAUCCAUCAAAUAAUUGUCAAGAUAUUUCAGUCUGGACCAAAGUGAUAAACUGACAUUGCCAUCCCUACCUACAGCCAUGCAACUAGCAUGGCUAAAAAACUAUUAAAACAUAUCAAUGACUUAACCAUUGCCUGGUGUAACAUGUUCCUUUAUAACGAUAAACGAUGGGUACUGUGGUUUAAACUCACAUACACCAUCGUAGUACCGUGAAUACUUACUAGAGCACCAAAUGUGUAUUAAUCCACUGUUGAAAAUAGUCCCCAACAAAUGUAUCAUUACUCCUGUUUGAUUAAAGUUUGCUACAAAAUACAGUGCCCAGCUGUUUUAGGGAAUUACAGAGUAUUUAAAAAAAAUAAAUAAAUAAAUCUAUUUGUGACCCGUUCCUAAAGAUUUACAUCUUCAGUAGGAACCAAUAGGCUUGGGGUUGAGUGCCACAGACAGGGUAGGAAAGACAGAAAAUAAUGAGAAACAGAGUAACACAUUGUUGUUUUUGGGAUUUGUUGACAAUAACAAAAAUAUAGAACAUUACCAGCCUUAUACUUUAAAAUACCUUCAAAUUUAAAUCACACAGCUUCCACUUGAACCCCGCAGCCAUUAUGUCAAUGUCAUUUUCAAAUCUGAAGAAACUCACUGUAUUUGUAAAUAAUAUUAUGAUGCUUUUUGUAUUUUAUCACAGUUGUUUCAGAGAACAAUCAACUCAGUAAGUUGUGGCCAUUUCCCAAAUGCAGAAUCCUGGAACAAAUUAAAUAAAAUGACUACUACUGUAGGCUGUGCAGGAAGAUUAGGUCUCUUUCUUGACAUGUUUAAGUUGUUUUUAGUCACUGCUGCCAUCUAGAGAGCAGAGCAUGUAUAGUAUGUCUUAAGCUUGACAUUCCUACUCAAAACAUUUAAAUUCAUUGCAGUUUUGAAAUCAAACUGAAUCAUUUCCAUGUUUUUCAUGCUUGUUUGCUUUUGUGGCUUAGGAAAAAUAUCUCAAGUAUAUAAAAAAAUACAUAUAUAUGUAUAUAACUACAUUUCUAUACAUUGUUGACUUAUAUUUUUGAAAAAAUUGAUAUAGCGUAGUGUGACACAAAAAGGAAACAAAGGUUUAAAGCUCAGAACCCACAACCAACUGGCUGUCUCUUACAAAAUAAUGCAUGUUUUUCUCAACAGCAAUAAAUGAUUUAUCAAAGAUAUUUUUUUUUUAAAAAGGUUACCCAUUGUUUUACAUUUGUGGAUCACAUAUUAUUAAGGCCUUUUUUUCUAUUAUGCAACAUAUAUUUUAAGAGAAAGUCUUAAAUUUGUCCCACCCAAAAGGUGAAUGUCUCCUUAGGAUAAUGCGUAUUUCCUCAUUAGUAGUUUUCUUAGAAGUAGAGUAAUAUUUUGCUCCAUGUUUUUCAUUUUCAGAAAUGAGGGGGGGCACAAUUAGACUUUAAGGGGUCCCAAGCCAAAAAAGUUGAUACCACUGUUCAGUUUAAAACAAUUCCAUUCCUCAAUGUCUAUGUAAAUUUUAUUCAUGUGUUUACCAAAGCUUUAUGUCAUUUAAAAAUUCAACUCAUUAAAUGUUGUAUAUCUACAA